AUGUGUACGGUUAACAUAGUGUUCGAUAGGGUGGGAAAAGUAGAUCCCGUGACCCGCGGUCUACAAAUUGCCGUCAAUUGGGUGGGCCUUCAGGUGGAUGUCAGGUUCUGGUCCCAACAUAUCUCAUUCAUAUUAGUGGGCAUUAUUGUCAUCACAUCGAUCCGGGGUUUACUUAUUACACUCACCAAAUUCUUCUACGCGAUCUCAUCGUCCAAGUCAUCCAACAUAAUAGUGUUGGCUUUGGCGCAGAUAAUGGGCAUGUAUUUUGUCUCAUCCGUGGUAUUGAUCCGCAUGAAUAUGCCGCUGGAGUACCGGUCGAUCAUCACCGAAGUGUUGGGCGACCUUCAGUUCAAUUUCUACCACCGAUGGUUUGACGUCAUAUUUCUGGUGUCGGCCCUAUCAUCCAUAGGCUUCCUAUACCUGGCCCGCAAACAGGUGUCAAACAACCCGUUAGACAAUUAGUUAACAAAUUUUUGUUCGCCUUUCGAAUCGUUAUCAUAAUUAUUAUUACAUUUGAAUUAAAUUUAAUAUAUAUUUUUGAGUACC
Messenger RNA from Oppiella nova, 546 nucleotides. The record is from the annotation of a GenBank genome assembly. Lineage: Eukaryota; Metazoa; Arthropoda; Arachnida; Sarcoptiformes; Oppiidae.